This is a messenger RNA of Cuscuta campestris, 515 nucleotides long. The record is from the annotation of a GenBank genome assembly. NCBI's taxonomy places the organism in Eukaryota, Viridiplantae, Streptophyta, Magnoliopsida, Solanales, Convolvulaceae.
AUCCAUAUUGAUUACUGCUCACUCUACCCACCAAAUUCCGCACACAAUCUAAAGUUCACAAGGACUCUAGAUUAACACUCAUUUUCACGUUUGGGACCACCAAUUGGUAUCGGAGUGGACUUCUCACUAUCUACGUUUAGAUUAAUGAGAAGCGAUCAUAAUGGUGAACAAUAUGGAUCACGGUUUGCCCAAGUUUUCUCUCUUAGGUUAUGAUGAUUGGAAGAUCAUGAUGGAAGCACAUCUCUACGCUCUACAUGACUGCAUGUGGAUGGUGCUUGAGGAUGGACCCUUGAAAAUCCAAAUGGAGAAUCCUGAAAGGAAUCCAGCAACUCCUGAUGUAAUCCAGUACAUUCCAAAGCCCAAGGAAAAAUGGGAUGAUAGAGAUUGUAAAAAGCACAAUCUGGACAACGUCGCCAAAGCAGCCAUCUUCAAGACACUUGAUCCCAUCACCUUCUCCAAAAUCAAGCAUCUCAAGACUGCCAUGGAAAUAUGGCAAGGUCUUGGGAAGCUAUGUG